UAGUAGUGUCACACCUGCUGGCAACCAGGGCGCGGAGCGGUUGGUUAUUCUCAGACGCGGUGCGGUGCGGUGAAGUGAACAUGAUGCCUAAGUUGCAAAAUUCGCCCAUAGCCAAAGCACUGGUGGAGUAGCAUUGAAAUGAAUAUCGUCAGACUGCGUGGACUUCGUUUGUACCAGGUCAAAAAAAAAAAAAACAACUAGAAUUGCUGGCGUCGUUGGUGCUUGUUAAGCACGUGGUUUGUCGCGUUAGAUUGUUUUACUAAUAUUUCUCAUGCACACGUGUAUGAGAACUCGUAAAUACACCAGCAGCCGUCCAAAGACUCCUGUGAGGCGAGGAGAAUGGUUUCUGCUGUUUAACUGCUAUUUACGUCUGUUCCUGAGCCAAGGACGCUGCAGUGGAAGUAAUUUCUUCCUCUACGUAUGCUUUCCAUCACCUGAGUGCUGCCUCGGAAGUGAACCAAUAGGAACAGAAAAUAGUAAACCUCAUUUGACUGCAUGCUGUUCGUCACCUGCAUGCUGCUUUGGGAAGUGUACCAACUGGAGCAGAAAACAGUAAACAUCAUUUGGCUGGAGAUAUGUUCUCUGUGACGUUUUCUCCUCACUGCAAUCAUACUGUAACAAAAGUUUUUGAAAGUGUGAAGAAUCAUCUGCGAUGAUUGCUAGAAAAAGUCUUAUGUUAUUUUUUAAGAAUAUUAUCGUUACAUGUUUUACGUUUUAGUAUGUGUUUAGUUUCCUAUGCUUUUAAUUUUUUUUUCAUAAUUCAGAAUAGUAAAUUAAUAUUUUUUGUAUUUUUGCAUUACCGCAAUAAAGUGUGCAACAUGGAUGAAAUUAGAGUUAUAAAGUGCUACAACCUCCUGUGCUGGAAAGAAGCAGGAAGAUGGUGGCGAUUACAAAAGGACUUUCCAUUUGCAUAGCAGAGCGUGCCCUAUUUGCUACUAGUUUAUUUUAAUUUAUUGAUUUAUUUACUUAUAGACCGCUCAACAACCUGAGUAGAUUAAUGCAAAUUUUCAGGAAAGGAACAUUUGGUAGGCUAAUUCUGUACCGUAGUCGGUUAACGGAAAUCCAAUUCAGCCUCAAAAGCCGAAGUCAUAAAAUCUAUCAUGGAUUUGCUUCUCGAUACUUGUGUAUCUCUUUGCUAGGAGACAGGAAUGUGGAAGACGAUGUUGAUGUUUUUCUGGGGUAUCAAAUUUGGAGAUUGUAUAAUUGACGUAUUGACAAGGUAAAAUGUAGAUGAAUAAAACUUAAGAAAUAAGAAUAAACUAUGGUUAAAACGUAUAACACAUUGCUUGAUUCAGCACAGUAGAAUUGAUUUUGAACCAUCUAUCAUU
This is a messenger RNA of Gryllus bimaculatus (two-spotted cricket), 1328 nucleotides long. Lineage: Eukaryota; Metazoa; Arthropoda; Insecta; Orthoptera; Gryllidae. The record is from the annotation of a GenBank genome assembly.